UGAAGGCAGCGUAUAUAAACCGCUACUGUUUACAGAAAAAUAAGAAGCAUUUGUGUCCUAGUGUAUCCUGAGUUCUUUCACAAUGAGGGUGUUCUUGGCUGUGCUGGCCGUGUGCCUCAGUGCUGUGUUUGCUGCACCCAGUCUAGACCGAACAUUAGACAGUCAUUGGCAACAGUGGAAAGAAUGGCAUACUAAAAAAUACCACGAGAUGGAAGAAGGAUGGAGGAGAAUGGUUUGGGAGAAGAACUUGAAAAAGAUUGAGCUGCACAACCUUGAGCACACCAUGGGCAAGCACACCUACCGCUUGGCAAUGAAUCACUUUGGUGAUCUGACCCAUGAGGAAUUCAGACAGGUCAUGAAUGGCUACAAGCUCAACAAGAACAAAAAAGUCAGAGGUUCUCUGUUCAUGGAGCCCAACUUUCUGGAGGCCCCCAACAAGGUGGACUGGAGAGAGAAUGGAUACGUCACUCCUGUCAAGGACCAGGGUCAGUGUGGUUCUUGCUGGGCCUUUAGCACCACUGGAGCCAUGGAAGGUCAGCAGUUCAGAAAGACUGGCAAACUGGUGUCCCUUAGUGAACAGAACCUGGUGGACUGCUCUCGUCCUGAAGGCAACCAGGGUUGUAACGGAGGACUCAUGGACCAGGCCUUCCAGUACAUCCAGGACAAUGGUGGCCUGGACACUGAGGAGUUCUACCCUUACCUUGGAACCGAUGACCAGCCCUGUCACUAUAAUGCCAACUACAGCGCUGCUAAUGACACUGGCUUUGUGGACGUCCCCAGUGGAAAGGAGCAUGCCCUGAUGAAGGCUGUGGCUUCAGUUGGGCCAGUCUCUGUUGCCAUCGAUGCUGGACAUGAAUCCUUCCAGUUUUACCACACAGGCAUCUACUAUGAACAAGAGUGCAGUAGUGAGGAUCUGGACCAUGGAGUUCUGGUGGUUGGCUAUGGUUUUGAGGGUGAAGAUGUUGAUGGCAAGAAGUACUGGAUUGUCAAGAACAGCUGGAGUGAAAACUGGGGAGACAAAGGAUACAUCUACAUGGCCAAGGACAGACACAACCACUGUGGUAUUGCAACAGCAGCUAGCUACCCACUGGUUUAAAGCACCUCGCCUGCAAUGGAUUCCGAAGAGUGUCUCAAGCUGCUCGGCUCACUACCAUGAGGCAUUUCUACUAGUCUGUUGCUUGAUGUGGGGUGUAGAUCUAGUAAACUGGGAUGAAUGGGGAAGGAGUGGGGGAGUUUAAAUUGAACUAUUAUGUACAUGAAGGCCUUUAAAGUGUUUGGGCUGCUGGUUUUACAUGACACUGUUAGAAGACAAAUGCAAUUUUUAGUUGGUUUUAAUUUUCUUUUUGAUUUAUGUAAAUAUUUGUCUUAAGGUGCUUGCUAAACUGUAAAUGCCUUGUUUUUACUCAUCGUGAUCUUAUAAACUUGUAAAAAGGAA
Trichomycterus rosablanca is the source of this 1435-nucleotide messenger RNA. It is a transcript of the gene ctsla, whose product is annotated as cathepsin La. The coding region runs from base 83 to 1096 and encodes 337 amino acids. The record is from RefSeq and is a predicted model, not a curated record. The transcript has 8 exons. Lineage: Eukaryota; Metazoa; Chordata; Actinopteri; Siluriformes; Trichomycteridae. Gene Ontology annotation, molecular function: cysteine-type endopeptidase activity; cysteine-type endopeptidase activator activity involved in apoptotic process. Gene Ontology annotation, cellular component: lysosome. Gene Ontology annotation, biological process: positive regulation of apoptotic signaling pathway; immune response; positive regulation of peptidase activity.